This is a messenger RNA of Aspergillus fischeri NRRL 181, 528 nucleotides long. RefSeq lists its product as uncharacterized. Bases 1 to 528 code for a protein of 175 amino acids. The record is from RefSeq and is a predicted model, not a curated record. The transcript has 2 exons. NCBI's taxonomy places the organism in Eukaryota, Fungi, Ascomycota, Eurotiomycetes, Eurotiales, Aspergillaceae.
AUGGCUCCACAUAAGGUCAUGGAAGACACACCCACACAACAGAUCCUAUCCGACAACGUUUGGAAGCGCAAGCGACCCGAAACCGACUAUGAACGAUGGCAGCGGGAGCAAGACGAGAGCUACGAACCUGGUGGACGACCACAAUACGGACCGCCAAACGAAUAUCGGACGGAUGACUAUGUGUUAGAAAUAAAUGAGGAGUUGCGCCAUGGACAGCAUUAUGUAGAGGACCGGCCCCCAUCGCACGGUUAUUUUGUAUCCUCAAAAGCCCCGGCCAAACCCGUCACAAGCGAGGGUAGCAUCAUAUCUACUGCCAGAAAGGCUUUACAUCUGGGCGACGAGACAUUUAUGGGCAGCUUACUUUUUUUCGCCGUCUUGCUGAUGAUUCUUUUCGCGGUAUCAAAGUCAAUCAAACGAGGCCGUCGCUGUCUCGCUCUCCCACGGUCGGACACCCCGGACAGGCCAAGACUUGACGACAAGCGGGCACACAUUUCUUUUGUUUCAAAUUCGUCGCUUGUAUACAUGUAA